UGACUGUUAGACUAGAUGACAAACCGUGUUGGAUUUCGAUCAUGAAAGCACUGGAAGCAGAUUGUUGAAUACAUAUUAUGUUGACUUUUUAACUUAAUAUAAAUAGAGGAAAACGAUAAAUUUCAAGUAUUACAUGCUAGUGACAGAAAAUAUUCUAAAUGAGUUUCUUAAGAUCUAUUUGUCGAAAGUUUUCCACACUCAAUGGAAGUUGUUUCUUGGAAAAGCUUCAUCAUCGUGAUAUUAUUCGAGUGAGCGGGAAUGAAGCUAAGCAAUUUCUUCAAGGUUUAACGACAAAUGAUAUGAAUCACUUCGAAAGAGGUAGCAAGUCAAUAUACUCCAUGUUUUUGAACAAAAAUGGGCGAGUAAUGUAUGAUUCAAUUAUUUUCAAAGCCGCUGAUCCGGAUACUUUCUUAAUAGAAUGUGAUAAAGAUAUAUCUCCAGAUUUGAAUAGGUACUUACGAUUAUUUCGUGUGCGCAGGAAAAUAAACAUUGACAGUAUAGAAAAUGAUUUUUCUACCUGGGUGUUGUAUGAUAAAGAAAAAAAUUUCGAAUCUUUAGAGAUACCAAAAGAAAUGAAAGAUAUACUCAUAUCAAUUGACCCUCGCUUAAAAGCCUUAGGAUGUCGUUUAAUCGUUCCAAGUUCAUUUGAACCACAUCAGCUAGAAAAUAUAUUUUUAAAUCAAUUAAAGCUAGUUUGUAGUAUAGACGGAGAGAAUGAUUACAAAUUACAUCGUUAUAAGCUUGGCAUAGGUGAAGGUGUUAUUGAUCACCCACCAAUGAAAUGCUUUCCUUUAGAAACCAAUUGCGAUUAUUUGCACGGUGUCAGCUUUCAUAAGGGAUGCUAUGUUGGUCAAGAGCUUACCGCUAGAACUUAUCAUACUGGCACCAUUAGGAAAAGAAUAAUGCCUGUGAUAUCUUUAAAUGAUUUUUCUGAUUCUGCAGGACAUAUACAGUUGUCUAACGGAACAAAUGUUGGAACAAUUAGAGGUAUUAAAGGUAAAGUCGCAUUAGCUUUAAUUAGAAUGGAACAGGCUUUGAAGGCGCCAGAAUUGCUUGUAAACAAUACCCUAGUUGAAGUUAUUAAGCCGGAAUGGUGGCCACAAUCACAAAAUUCCUGA
Condylostylus longicornis is the source of this 1118-nucleotide messenger RNA. RefSeq names its product putative transferase CAF17 homolog, mitochondrial. The coding region runs from base 159 to 1118 and encodes 319 amino acids. Gene Ontology annotation, molecular function: protein binding. NCBI's taxonomy places the organism in Eukaryota, Metazoa, Arthropoda, Insecta, Diptera, Dolichopodidae. Gene Ontology annotation, cellular component: mitochondrial matrix. The record is from RefSeq and is a predicted model, not a curated record. The transcript is spliced from 2 exons.